Messenger RNA from Haemonchus placei, 1086 nucleotides. The record is from the annotation of a GenBank genome assembly. NCBI's taxonomy places the organism in Eukaryota, Metazoa, Nematoda, Chromadorea, Rhabditida, Trichostrongylidae.
AUGACAGCCGCCGUGAAAGUACAUCCGGCGGUGUUGAAUAUUUCCGAGACGGAAGUGCCCAGUGUCAGCUGUGCGACACCGAGUUUUCGAACGGCCGUUGUGCUACGGAAAACCACACGGUUGGAUUGGGAAAAGCAAAAACAUCCGUUUAAAUCGACAACACAACUGCUACAGUAUCUUCGAAGUAAAGGACAUGAUGUAGAUGAUAUGAUCAAAAGCGAUGCAAAACAAAAAGCAGCUGCCGCAGAGAUUCUAGCCAGACUUGAGGAAGCACACAUCAUGACUCAAGUGGUAUCUCGUCAAACGUUGCCAACGGCUGUACAAUGGGCCGAUCUGGUAGUUUCCGCUGGUGGAGAUGGCACUUUCCUCACUGCUGCAGCUGCCGUUACCGACAAAACACCUGUGAUCGGUAUCAAUACCGAUCCUGUGGGAUCCGAAGGACAUCUGUGUAUUGGCGGCAAGAACCCACCACACGAUCUCAUUGAACGAAUUGUGAACGGGAAAUUCAAGUAUGCGAAUCGGAGCCGAAUCCGCGUGACUGUUCUCAACAGAAAACCGGAAGCAAAGAACGGGUGUACGCUGGCUUUAAAUGAAGUUUUCGUCGGAGAAGAUGAAGCUGCAAAGGUCUCAACGUAUGCAAUUUCAAUUGAUGAUCAACCGAUGGUAAAACAAAAAAGUAGCGGACUUAUCGUUUCUACUGGAACUGGUAGUACAAGUUGGUACUAUGGGAUGAAUCGCGUUGAAGAUCAGGGUGUGGCAGCAAUCUUGGAAGCGGCACAGGGUAUGGGUGUGGAAAUCAAAGCAAACAUGCGAGAAUUGGCCGGCGAAAUCGCGAAAAAACUCAACGACAAAAUCGCCUUUGAGCCCAAUCAUCCAAAUUUCGCCUUCUCAAUUCGUGAGCCGAUAUUCAACGCCACAUUCAAGCGCACCCCUGUACGUGGUUUCGCUCGCCGUAUUCGCCUGAAAUCAAAGUGCUCCAAAGGCUUUUUGGUGCUCGACGGUGCCACAAAAAUCCCUUUUAAUAGUGGUACUGAAGUACUGCUUGAGAUCAACGAAGCUGAUUCCCUUCGAACAAUCACUUUGUAG